Seriola dumerili (greater amberjack) is the source of this 2934-nucleotide messenger RNA. RefSeq names its product voltage-dependent calcium channel gamma-6 subunit-like (gene cacng6b). NCBI's taxonomy places the organism in Eukaryota, Metazoa, Chordata, Actinopteri, Carangiformes, Carangidae. Gene Ontology annotation, molecular function: calcium channel regulator activity; voltage-gated calcium channel activity. The transcript has 5 exons. Gene Ontology annotation, biological process: calcium ion transmembrane transport; regulation of calcium ion transmembrane transport via high voltage-gated calcium channel. The coding region runs from base 27 to 857 and encodes 276 amino acids. The record is from RefSeq and is a predicted model, not a curated record. Gene Ontology annotation, cellular component: L-type voltage-gated calcium channel complex; membrane.
CUGGUCGGCCCUGCCCUGAGAACAGUAUGUGGUCCAACUUCUUUGUACAGCAGGAUGAGGAAGGUCGCAUCGGGGUGGCAGGGGCCGGACAAGGUGGGGGGCUGGGUGGAAUGAAAGGCGGAAGGGGACAGAGGCGAACCCACAAGAUGAGUGACAGCCAGGAGGGGAAGAUCAAGCUGGCCUUCUUCGUGUCUAUCAUUGGUGUGACCCUGACGGUUUUGGGCGUGGGGACAGAGUUUUGGGUGGAGCUGGCUCAACCAAAGAAUUUCAGCGGCAACCAGACUUGCCAGUUGGCCCACUACGGCCUGUGGAAGGGCUGCAUCCGCACCCUAUGGGUGGCUGACAUAGACCCGGAGAGGACAAGCUGCGGCCCUGCUGAACUACCUGGAGGCAAGUCUACCUCGAGGCUCCCUCCAUGCUACAAAUCCAACUGCACCUACUUUAAAUUCUUCACCUCUGGGGAGAAUGCAGUCAUAUUCAAGAAGACAACUAACAAGAAUUUGAAUCUAGCAGCAGCUAUCAUGGCCCUUUUGAGUCUGACGAUGAUGGUCAUGGGCUCCAUCUGUAUCGCCAUGUCCCUGAGCAAAGGAGUGCAGUUCUUUCUCAAGCCAGCCUCCUUCUGUUUCAUCCUAUCAGGUGUAUUGGUCCUUCUCUCUAUCCUGAUAUUCCACCAAUCUGUGUUGGCCUUGCUGUCCAGUAACCACGCCAUACCAUUACACCACGAGCUGUCUUGGUCAGUGGCCUGUGUAGGCUCAGCGGGAGCCACUCUUAUUAUUGGAGGUUUCCUCUUCGUCAUCCUCUCUCUUCCUUUCAGCCCUUGGCAGAAAUGCUUGCCACACAAGAAUAGCGCCACCUAGCACUUGAACGCUGAAAUAUACAGAAAGUGUUUUUGAUAAAUUGCUUGAGGGCAAGUAAUCUACAAAAGCUCAUUUCCUGAGGGCUACAACCUUGAGCUUGCUCUUGGCAUUUAAUUUGUCAAGAGAGGUCAGAAAAGGUCUUAAUUAAACAUAUGAAGAAAAGUCAGCACACAAGGAAUCCCUCCAGAGUUAGGCUAAAAUUUGUUUGGGUGUUUUUUUUUUUUGUAGAAAAUAGAUGAAGGCUUCUGGCCUACCCAUAGCCGUACAAGCACACAUAAAUCACACAAAAUCUUUUCUGCUUGCAAAAGUAGAGUGAAUACAUUUUAUAUUAUAAAACUUUUUGUAGUCUCUUUAAUAUGAAAGCCCAUUUCUGCCAAGAAAACUAGAAAAGAACAAAACAUAGAAAGUUAGUGGCAAGUUCUUGAAAUAAAACAACAAUGUUUGCCCAUGUCCUCUAUAAUGACACAUAGCAGCAUUUUUGGAUCUAUCAACAGGAUGUUUAGGCACCAGACUGACUUUGUUAGGUUUAGGGAAAGAUCAUGGUUUGGGUUAAAAUAUGUACCUUGUUAAGGUGAGUGGUACAUUGGGGUUUGGGCUAAAAUGACCUUCAUCACCAUGGCUACAAGAAGAAAUACAAGCGAUGAUCAUAGUCUUGGUUAAAAAAAACUGUGAACUUAUAUUCAUAUAGGCUCAUACAAUUUUAUCUAUUACUCUGUAUGUGACCCGACAGAGGGGAGGGCAGGGAUAAGUGGUGGGUUAAGUUAUAAUAGGGGAUCAUAGGAGGUUAAAAUGGAGGGUGGAAAAUUAUUUAUAAUAAAUUACGAUUGAUUAUAUUUUGACUGAGGCAUAGCGCACCAAUGUGCUCAUCUUGGGUUCUGAUAGGUAUACAUUCUUUUUCUAUAGCCUAUUCAUACCAUUAAUUUUUUUAUUUCAUUCCAUGUCACUAUGCAAAUGUAAAUUUCCAUACAUUUAUAAUGUACAUGUGAUUACCUUAGUGAACAGAUGUAGGAUGUGUUCUGCAAUGUCAACACAAUACUUCAAUUACUUGAUUUUCAUAUGUAAUGUCUCCUCCAUAAUUAAUGUAAAUACGGAAAAAGGUAAACAGACAAUAAUUUGGUCACACAAAAUCAAACAAACAAAAAAAAACAUGUCCACUGUUGCUUGGAAAUGGGACAGACAGAGGCCUCCUGUGAUAAAGUCUGACAUUUUGUUGACCCAUCCAUCCACUCUGAUCUCUUGCCUUUGUUGUGCUAUAACAAUCUCAGCUAACUUACGGCUGCUAGAGGGCUGUAACCUGAAUGCAAACAUGUCGUUUUACAAAAUUAUGAGUUGGUAAGUCAAACAUUUGUAAGUCAAAACAGUCAGUCAGUAAGUCAAAAUUUUUGAAUUACUAUCUCAUAAUACUUACUUUCUGAAUAUGUUUUAUUUUUAUCACAAAUAAAUUUUAAUCAUUUUUUUCUUCUGGCAGAAAUGGUCUUCCAUAGUUUGAAAUUCCUAAAGCACCAUCAGAAUGUAUCACUAUCAGUGCAGUGACAAAUACUAUGUUUUUGAUCAUGUUAACAAUUAGUAUGAAGGAUGUCCUGAAGUUGUUUAUCAUAUCUACAACAUGUUGCCUUAUGAAGUCAGUAAGUCAUUAAUAUUCUAGCAGUAAGUCCUAUGACGCAUCUUUUUUUACACUUCAUACUUGAUAAACAGGAGACUUUAGUUGUCAUUAUUUAUUACUUGUCUGUGUUUUACAACUAUUGGGUGAAUGCUGCUUCAUUAUAUCAAUGUAAGAUGAAUGAAAUCAACUGUGAGAGGAGAUGAUUAAAAUACCCUUUUGUAUAUCAGAGAAUUCUAUGGACUCACUUUUUAAACUCAACUCUGUACAUAAAAUGAAUGUGUUUAUAUUUUGUGAAUGGUCACUGUUUGUUGUUUUGUGUCAGUCACUUUAUUUGGAAUAUGUAUGCAGUAAAUACACUUUAUUAGUGUCAUAGGAUGCUCACCUUUUCUAUCUACCAGGAAAUUGUAUGUGCACAUUUCUAAUCAUAUGUAUCUACAGUACGUGGCAUUAGUUCUGCUUUUCAUUAAAGGGAUU